Messenger RNA from Clonostachys rhizophaga, 1995 nucleotides. The record is from the annotation of a GenBank genome assembly. NCBI's taxonomy places the organism in Eukaryota, Fungi, Ascomycota, Sordariomycetes, Hypocreales, Bionectriaceae.
AUGUUUGAAGCCCGGUUUCAGCAAGUUGACACGUUGUGCCAGAGACUAGAAGCCUUGACAAACCAACUCACCGACGCCAUUGAGAAGCUGCCAAAUAAGACGGCCGCCUCACCUCAAGAUUCCGUUACUACGCAGUUGGAGCAGGCCUCUCAAAACAUCCGGUCUCUUGUAGGCCCAUUAGACUCGGAAUCCGUAAUGUCUCGCACAGAAAUAGCAACAAGCGCACUGUCUGAUCCAGGAUGUGCCCAUUCGCAAGAUCUCCAGCUCUACCGACCGGGGGCAAAUGAACAAAGUUCGGGCGAGGAGACAGAUGACGAAUUAGCAGAGGAUACAGUUCAGCUGAACCCCAAGUAUGACCCAACCCUGGGGAUCUUUGGCUCACUCGUUCCUGACUCAUACGGGCGUUUACGAUUCAUCGGAGGAGCCAGUAAUGAACUUCUGGUCCAGGCAAUUCAGAGCCUAACCCCAGCAUCUUCCACAAUCUCGGAAUCGCCUUCUUUCUGCACACCAGGACAAACCGGACCAACUCCAAUGGAACGAAGGGUUUCAAUUGAGAUUCCACUCUUUGUGCAUGGCCUUCAGUGGCGUGAAUUACCGCACCUACCAAAGCCCGAAGAGUUAAAUCUGCCACCUCGAUACGUAGCGGAUAUGUUGGUCGGGCUGUAUUUCAACCAGUUCCAUUAUACUUUUCCGGUCUUGUACAAGCCUCAUUUUAUGGAGCAAUACAGACAACUCUACAUAGUCCGUAAGGAAACAGAAUGGGACAGGAACUUCCUCUCCGUUUUCUUCGCUGUAUGCGCCUGUGCUUCGAGCCUGGUAGCCUCGGACGGAAACAAUUCGACAUUUCCCGGCCUGGAAUACUAUGAGAGGGCCUUGUUGGUCCAUUACUCCACAACCGGUCAAGCGACAAUGGAACGCGCCCAGUGUCUUGCGCUGAUAUCCAUGUGUUGUUCUGGAUGGAAUACCCUGUCGUUAAGUUGGCAUUUUGCUGGCCAGGCAGUCAAGGCAGCUCAGGAUCUUGGGAUGCACCUGGGCAGGCUCGCACCAGUCUCUGGCCACUCGAUGAACGACACGGGGGUAUCUCCACUGGAGGCAGAAAUCUCUCGACGAAUCUGGUGGAGCAUCUAUGGUCUUGACAGGGUUACAUCGAUAUGUCUCGGGAGACCGAUGGCUAUCAACGACUGCGACUGCUGCUGCGACUUGCCAAUGCCUGUUGCCGACGAAGGGCUAGAGGCUGCUUGUAACCAGGCAACUCCCUUUGACGAUGGACUACCAGCAACGUCGCCCUUGUCGGGCUUUUUGGCAUUUGCUCAGCUUUGCCAGAUAUCUGGCAAGGUUCACAGUCUCCAGUCGCCAACCCGUAUAGCAAGUCUCAACACGCCACGAGGUCAAAAGCGGAUGAUGGCCUUGGGGAAGAAAUUGGAGAAAAUGUUGGACAUGUGGCUCAAUGGCUUGCCAGACGAAAUUCGCUUCUCUGCCAACAACUUGGACCACAGCCCAGACCUAACCAUGUGUAUCAUCUUAUUUGUCGUCCACGCAGGAUCGCUCCUCGAUCUCUAUAGGACCUUUACCAAUAGGAAACAUUCGUUUAGCCAGUCCCAAACCUUGAAGAACUGCCUCUCUGCUGCCCGUAGCUGCAUCAAUGCAACUGAGUUAGUGCGGGAUUUCGUGCCUCCCUCACAUUAUAUGGCGUUUUCUGUACAUUAUCUGACGAUUUCUGGCCUGGCUCUGGUCUGGAUGAAAGACCAGUCGCUUGGAAAACGUGAUCCAGACGUGGAAAAGUGUGUCAGAUUCUUGAAAAACUUGGAAGGAACGUGUUCCGGAGCUUCCAGGGGGAGGGCAAUCAUCGAACAGACCUUGGAUAUCUUUGCAGGCAAUCGGCAAGGUUCGUUCUUAGAGACCCAGCUUUCUGGUGCUUCUCAUAUCCAUACUCCUGAUCUGCUGAACUUGGAUCCUUCUGACGCGGACUUUAAUAACUUCUGGGGUACAUUUUGA